Molecule: messenger RNA, 1468 nt
Organism: Dermatophagoides farinae (American house dust mite)
Lineage: Eukaryota; Metazoa; Arthropoda; Arachnida; Sarcoptiformes; Pyroglyphidae
Source: RefSeq, a predicted model, not a curated record
UUUUUUUUUAAUCUUUGUGUAUGUCUCAUGUUUGAAAUGAAAUUACAAUGUUUUCAAAAUUAAAUUGUUUAUCAUGAAUGGUUUUAUACCAAAUACAUUGAAUCAUGCUGCUGUUGGUGUAGGUGGGCAAAUGUUGCCUCAACAUCAACAACAGCAACAGCAACAACAAGCUCCUGGUGGACCACCACAGCCACAGCCGGUUAUUAUUAUGAAUGGCGCCAUACCGAACCAACAUCAUCAUCAACAACAUCAUCAUCAACAACAACAACAUCAUCAAAAUCAUGUACAACAACCGAAUGGUUUUCAUCAUCAUCAUCAACAACAACAACAGCAUCCUGUAGUCCAUUAUGUACAGCAUCCAAAUCCACAACAUCAACAAGGUCAACCUCAAUUGAUAAUUCCAAAUGGAAAUGUGAUACAAUUGGCUCCAAGCCCGCCACCACCACCACAACCUGGUCAAAUGAUUGGCCAACAACAACAACAACAACAAGGCCAAAUUUAUGUACAAAGACAACCUAGAAUGAUGAUGGUUAAUGGUGGUGGUCCCAUGUUACCUAAUCAAUCACAACAACAGCAACGUAUGAUCCGUUUAACAACAAAUGGAACAUAUGCAACAACCGUACAGAUUACCGGUAAUGGUAAUAUUACCGGUAAUAAUAAUAUUAAUCGUAAUGGUUUAAGACAACAGCCAACAAUUGCAACAGCAUUAAUAUUAACAAAACAACCGCCACCAAAAUGUUUACUUUGUUGUCUAGCUUGUUGUGGUCUAGAAUCAUUAUGGUUUAAUCCUAAUUUCCAUUUUUCAAGAGUCAUCGCCCUCAUUUGUAAUAUUCUUGUCGAUUUAUUAAUGAUAUUAUGUUUAUUAUCAACAAAUUGGUUGACCACAUUGAAAUAUCGUCAAGGUCUUUGGCAAUAUUGUAUCGAUGUUGAUUCACCACGUCCAUUGCCAUUUGGCCUGGAUGAUCAUGAUGGUUGCCAUUGGGGACGUAAUGCUGCUUAUAUAAAAUUAUCCGGAUUUUUUGCCGUAGCAUGUUUCCUAUUGGCUAUAGUUGCAACAAUAUUGACUUCAUUUGGCCUAUCAUCUCGUGAUCCAAACAAAAAAUAUACAUUUUAUCGUUUUGCAUUAUAUAUUAAUCUUGGCGCUUUGUUAGCCAUAAUUGUUUCAUUAACAUUAUAUCCGGCCUUUUUCUAUUCCGAAUUACAUCAUACGAAUAUGGUGCCAUCAAAUCGUCCACAUUGGUAUUUCGGUUGGGCAUAUGGUGUUGGUUGGGGUGCGGCAAUAUUUUUAGUUGGCGCCAUUCUUUUAUUAGUAUGCGAUAAAGAAACGGAAGAAAUCUAUUAUCAAGAACGUACUAUCGUACAUGCUGGUAAUGGUGGUGGUGCCAAUAAUCAUCUACUACAACAUCAUCAUCAUCAUCAGCAAUUGACAAAUCAUCAUAAUAGUAGCCAUCAAUCGAUCAAAGCUUGA